UCCGGAAACACAGUUCUCUGUUUUCUUUACUCUAUCUCCGUCAUUGUCUCUCUCUGCUUCCCCUUGUCUCGAAUACCAGACUUCUAGCCUUCAACAGGUGCUCAUUCUUUCCAUAUGAGGAUCGUUAAUUUUCUUGCGUUUGCUUAGGUUUGCUGAUUUAGUUUUACAUUAAGUAGUUGCUGCCUUAUACAAAGAUAGAGGGAUAAUGGGGUUGCCAAAUGUCUCUGGAGAUUUAUCAUCAGAGAUGGAGGUUGAUGCUUUUAGACGCCUUUUCCCUCUUCGUUAUUAUGAGCGUCAUCUUGCAGAGUCUAUUCGUCCUGAUGCAAGGCCACUCGGGAGUGCUAGAGACACAACACUAGCUCUUGGGGCUGUUGCUUCUGCUGAUGGGUCAGCUUUGGCUAAGAUUGGUUCAACUACUAUGUUGGCUGCCAUAAAAAUGGAAGUGAUGACCCCUUCCACAGACUCACCAGAUGAGGGUUGCAUAGCUAUUGAUUUCCACAUGCCUCCAAUUUGUUCUCCACUUGUUAGGCCUGGUAGGCCCGCUGAGGCAGCACCAGUUGUGGCAAAGCAGUUAUCUGAUACAAUAUUAAGUUCUGGCAUGAUUAAUUUAAAGGAACUAUCUCUGGUUAGUGGAAAAGCUGCAUGGAUGGCAUACCUGGAUAUCUAUUGUUUGGAUGCUGAUGGUGCUCUUUUUGAUGCUGCAUUGUUUUCAGUAGUUGCCGCCUUCUCCCAUUUGCAAAUACCCAUAGUUUCACUGAAUGAUGAUGGAAAGAUAGUAGUUUUGUCUGAGGAAGAUGAGAUAGGAAGGUCAGAAAAGAAGCCAGUCAAUCAGGAGAAGAGGAAGCUGACACUGAGUAGCCUGCCAUUCUCAUUAACAUUCAUACUUCACAAGAACUACAUCUUGGCAGACCCCACUGCAGAGGAAGAAUCUAUCAUGGAAACUCUUGUAACAGUAGUUUUAGAUUCAUCUGCUAGACUUGUUUCCUUUUACAAGCCAGGUGGACCAGUUCUUGCCUAUACAUCAGCUGUCCAGGAUUGUGUAGCAUUAACAAGGCAAAGAGUGAAGGAACUUCAAGGGAUUUUAGAUGAGGCCAUUUCUGGUAUGGAGAUUGACCGAGUUUAAUGUUUUAAGUGCUGAGGGCAUGUCCAAUCAAUAUACAGUGUCCACUCUAUCUUGUUCCUGCGGUGAACAUGGUGAAUUUUUGAAGUUAGAUUAUUAGAUUAGACAAAACCGUGGUAGUGAAUUUUGGUUGCAGCAAAAUAGCUACUGUUGCAUUUUCUUCGAUCUUUAUGACCAUUAAUGAGGAUUUUCUUUUUUUUUUUUUUCAAUUUUUUUUGCCAAGAGUAGAAGAAGUAGGGUGAGGGUUUGUUACAUCUCAUUUCUGGCUUGGAGCUUUCAUUAUUAAUAUCAUUACAUGUUAAAUCUGUAUUUAUAUA
Molecule: messenger RNA, 1437 nt
Organism: Jatropha curcas
Lineage: Eukaryota; Viridiplantae; Streptophyta; Magnoliopsida; Malpighiales; Euphorbiaceae
Product: 3'-5'-exoribonuclease family protein
Biological process (GO): exonucleolytic trimming to generate mature 3'-end of 5.8S rRNA from tricistronic rRNA transcript (SSU-rRNA, 5.8S rRNA, LSU-rRNA); nuclear mRNA surveillance; U4 snRNA 3'-end processing
Cellular component (GO): cytoplasmic exosome (RNase complex); nuclear exosome (RNase complex)
Molecular function (GO): mRNA 3'-UTR AU-rich region binding
Source: RefSeq, a predicted model, not a curated record